Messenger RNA from Aspergillus wentii DTO 134E9, 993 nucleotides. RefSeq names its product Dcp1 family protein. Gene Ontology annotation, biological process: deadenylation-independent decapping of nuclear-transcribed mRNA; deadenylation-dependent decapping of nuclear-transcribed mRNA; positive regulation of catalytic activity. The record is from RefSeq and is a predicted model, not a curated record. The annotation marks the transcript as partial. The transcript has a single exon. NCBI's taxonomy places the organism in Eukaryota, Fungi, Ascomycota, Eurotiomycetes, Eurotiales, Aspergillaceae. Gene Ontology annotation, molecular function: enzyme activator activity; mRNA binding. Gene Ontology annotation, cellular component: P-body.
AUGGCGUCCCGGAAACCUCGUCGACCGAACAACAACCACCGCCAUAAUAAUAACCACCAGAACUUCGUCUCCGACUAUGAAUCAGACUAUCCAAACUACCUCUCCGAUACACAGCAGCAGCAAAGGCAACAGCAGGAGCAGCAGGAGCUGCCUGUCCCUCCACCCUUACGCUCCAACGAGGAGCUUAACCUCGCCGUCCUCCGCCGUCAUAACCCCUCCGUGAACUCGAUUUUGUCGCUGGCCCAAUACGCAGUCGUCUAUUUGUUCAGUCCGUCUACACGACAGUGGGAGAAGAGUGGGACCGAGGGUACGUUGUUUGUCUGCCAGCUAGCGCAAGGCCCUCUGGGUGAGGAACGAUACAGUGCUUUUGUGCUCAACCGGCGCGGCCUCAACAAUUUCGAUAUCCCCCUGACCGAUGGCGAGAAUGUCGAGAUCACAGAGGAAUAUGUGAUUCUCAAGACUGAUUAUAACCCGGAACUCGAAACCCCAAACACCAUCAACAACUAUAAUAACAAUGGGAACAACGCCGACACUAGUAAGGGUAUCCGGAUUUACGGUCUGUGGAUCUAUUCGGAGCCACCACCCAAUUCCACGGCAGAGACACGUAUUAUCAAUGCCCAGAUGAUUCGCGAAUGCGCUACACAUGCAGGACACAGUCUCAAACUGGCGCGCGAACGCCUGGAAGCAGCCCAGCAGAACGGUUUGCAUGUCGCAGCGGCCGCAGCUACCACGACAGCCGCGCCUUUGGAGGAGGUUCAAUCGAGCGUGCCUAUGGGCCGUCAGGUUUCGCUAAAGGAUUUGUUUGGUCAGCAACGAGCUCAAGAUGAUGGAUGGAGUGUUCAUGCUCACAACAUGGGACCGGGUGAAUACCGGCAGCCGCCGCCACCGAUGGGUAUUCCUAUGCCGCAGCCGCCGCCGCACUCACAACCGCAACAGGAUGUACUUGGGGACCUAUUUCGGAGGGCAGGUCUAGCAUACGGACAAGGUGGACAG